This is a messenger RNA of Anthonomus grandis grandis, 1082 nucleotides long. RefSeq lists its product as uncharacterized. The record is from RefSeq and is a predicted model, not a curated record. The transcript is spliced from 4 exons. The coding region runs from base 109 to 888 and encodes 259 amino acids. NCBI's taxonomy places the organism in Eukaryota, Metazoa, Arthropoda, Insecta, Coleoptera, Curculionidae.
GAAAUCGCAGUGUUUGUCGGGACGCUACAGCUGUCGGUACGUCAAACGUUAUUAAUUAACGUGUGCAUAUUAUUUUCGUUUUACCGCAAUUUUGUGGAUUCACGUAAAAUGAGCGGCUCGAAAAUGUGGAGAAAACCGAAAGAGAGGCUCAGAUAUACAAAUGAGCACAGUUUGAUGUUGUUAAAAGAGGUUUUAGAUCGAAACCCGUUUGAAGAUCCAUACAGAUGGAGUACGGUACACGAGAAUUUCGUACGCAUGACCGGUAGGCCCCACACGUUGAGGUCGGUUAGAGAGCAUGUCGAUUACUUGCUAAAACUUUAUGUUAAGGGAGAUUUGGAGAACAAAGCCCGUUAUAGAGGAAGCGACGAUGAACACGCCGAAAAAUUACAAAUGUUACAGGAAGUUUUGGCACUCAAAGAGAAAUAUUUUGAUGUCAUCCAAGAGAAAAAACCGACCACCAGAGAAUCAUCAAAAAGGCUGAAAUCCGAAUCCUCAUCAAAUGAAGACAUAGAUGAAACCACAGAUAUGUUUCUGGAUGAAGAUUUGAAUGACGAUUCAAUUCCUUUACCCACUGCAGCUGGCAGUAUCACCUCAGCAACUCAAGACACAAGUAUUUUGAACACCGAUGCCCUACAAUUUCUUAAAGAAAAGCACUUGACUGACGUAGACUUAAAAAGUAAAGAGCUGGAACUAAGAGACAGAAAACUGACACUUGCUGAGAAGGAAUUCAGAUUGGCCAAAGAGAAAUUUGAGUUGGAGAAACAGGAGAGGUUGAGAAGGCUAGAAAUUGAACAGCAAACUCGAUCUAUGCAUUUGAAGAUAUUAGAGCAACAACAGAAGCUUAUACAAAUGUUUUUUGAACAACAUAACAUGAAACAGACUAUGUAAAUUUACACAUGCAGUUCCUUAAUUAUUAGAUUGUAAUUAUAGCCAUAAUAAGUAUUUCAUGAUUUUCUUGCAGAAGUUGUACAUAUCAGGAUAUAGGAUUAUUAUAGACUUGUUUUCUAGAUAAGAGAUAUUCCAAAAUGUAUAUAAAGUAAACUAUUUUUGUAAACCCUUAGGUAAAUGCGUAUAUUGAAUGC